Messenger RNA from Postia placenta MAD-698-R-SB12, 1794 nucleotides. RefSeq lists its product as hypothetical. The transcript has 14 exons. The coding region runs from base 1 to 1794 and encodes 597 amino acids. NCBI's taxonomy places the organism in Eukaryota, Fungi, Basidiomycota, Agaricomycetes, Polyporales, Adustoporiaceae. Gene Ontology annotation, molecular function: oxidoreductase activity, acting on paired donors, with incorporation or reduction of molecular oxygen; heme binding; iron ion binding. The record is from RefSeq and is a predicted model, not a curated record.
AUGUCUGUCGCACAUGCAGGGGCGUCAGUGCUGCUCGCAUUGGUUCUCUGGGCACUGGUGAAGCGACUGACGGCGACCAAAGCGCGCGCCAUCGACAUUGCAGGCCCCGAGAAGGACCAUUGGCUCAAAGGCACGCGCGUAGACCGAAAUUACCACCGGAUAUUCCAAGACGGACUGGAGUAUAACCUCCAGCUGACCGAGAAGUAUGGCGGCGCAGUCCGUAUUCAUGCGUUACUUGGGGUGAGGACGUUGAUUGUGGCAGCAGAGGAGCAAUUGUACGUGUCAGACCCUCGCGCGCUCCACCAUAUCGUAGUGAAAGAGCAAGACGUCUAUGAAGAGACAGACAUGUUCAUAAUGGGGAACAAACUCAUAUUCGGUGAAGGUCUCAUCUCAACCCUUGGCGAGCAGCACAGGAAGCAACGAAAGAUGUUGAAUCCGGUCUUCUCCCUUGCCAACAUGCGCGAUCUCUUGCCAACCAUCCAACCUAUUGCUGAUCAGCUAUGCGACCUUCUUGUUUCAAAAAUUACUGCUGGAGAGCAAGAAAUCGACAUAGUCCCAUGGACGUCUCGUGGUGCGCUUGAAUACAUCUGUCAGGCCGCGCUGGGAUACACGUUCGAUGCACUGAACCCAGAGAAGACAAGUGAAUACGCCGAGGCGCUGCGCAGGUUCUCGCCAACUGCGCUUCGCUUAAUCCUUAUCCGCCCUUUCGUUCCCUUCUUCGAUCAUGGACUGGUACCCAUCAAGCCGUUGAAAGAAUUUCGCCGCAUUGUCGAAGUCAUGCACCGUACUUGUAAGGGGAUAUACGCUGAUAAAAAAUCUGCAAUCGAGGGCACGCUUGUUGAUGGCAGUCUUAAACUCAAUGAACCGCAGGGAGCAACCGGGUUCCGUUCGAGAGGUCGCGACAUCAUGAGCAUUUUGCUCCGGGCAAACAGGCCUUCAAACGUUAGAGACAUGCUCACCGAAUCCGAACUACUCGGCCAAAUGAACACAAUCAUUUUCGCAGGUUUCGAGACGACCGCUAUAGCGACAUCGCGCCUGCUCUACCUUCUUGCAAGCCGGCCCGACGCGCAGGCGCGACUGUGCCGUGAGGUGCGCGCGGCGAAGAUGGCGCAUGUGGGAGAUUCUGCGCGGUGGCAAGAUGUGAAUCUUUCGUACGACGUACUCAUGGGUCUACCAUACCUCGACGCGCUUGUGCGAGAAACUCUGCGGGUGUACCCACCGACCUCCAUACUCAGUAGAACAACGCGCAAAUCUACCGUGCUCCCUCUGGAGUUCCCUGUCCGCUCCGCCUCUGGGCAGGAGGUUACGUCUGUUCCACUUCCGGAAAAUACUACCGUAAUCAUUUCCAUUCUGGCGGCGAACCACAACAAAGAAAUAUGGGGAGAAGACGCCUCGGAUUGGCGGCCUGAGCGAUGGCUUACUUCCACUGGAGAAAGGAUCCGCCUAGGAGACGGAGAUAAUCUCCCUGACGGCUACGUCAUCGUGGAACGCAGUGAGGAGGAAGACAAAGUACCGGGAAACAGGGAUGGGAUCAAAUAUCCUGGUGUCUACGCGUCAAUGAUGACAUUCCUCGGUGGAGGUAGGGCUUGCAUCGGCUUCAAGUUUGCCGAAAUGGAGAUGAAUCAAGUCUUAACCACCCUUCUCUCUACAUUACACUUCUCGCUGCCGGCAGAGAAGGAAAUCUAUUGGAAGAUGAAUGGCCUUCAGGUGCCCGUCGUACGCCCACCCGCUGGUGACGGCCAGACGCCUCAAGUGCCGCUGAAGAUCCGCUUGGUGCGAGAUGACGAUUACUAG